ACACAUGUCCAGAAGACAAUAACAUAACUGUUUUCCUCAGACUCAGACCUUAUUCUAGCCUAUUAUUCCAAAAGAGAACAAUGAGCGUAGCGGUAGUGAACAGCUUCACCAUAACCGAGUUCGUAAAUGACAAGGCUAAGUUUGAUGGUUUCGUGAACGAAUGGUUUGCGAGGAUAGAUGAGAAUGGCGAUGGGAAGCUUUCGCGUGACAAAAUCCGAGGGAGGUUAGGGAUGCUUCUGCCUUUCGGUUCGGAAUCGCCGCCGCAGCAAGAGAACGAAGAGAUAUUCAAGAGGUUCGAUGAAGAUGGGAAUGGUGCACUUGAUCUGAAUGAGUUCAAGGCCUUAAUGACUGAGAUUAUGAAUGCCGCUGCUCGUAGCAUUGGUGGUUCUCCCGUCAUUGUUGUUCUUGGAAAAGAUAGCUUGCUCAUGAAGGCUGUUCAACAUGAAUUGGCAACACCGUCUUCUCAUUCUUAGUCUUUUUUUUUAAUCUGGUUCUUUUACUUAGAUUUCUUCCUGUUAUUUUUUGUACGUUUUAUUGCAUUUGCUAUGGCUAUACACCUAUAAACAAUUGAAUUGUUGUCGAGGGAGUUUAUUUGAUUUGGGUCUUGCAAA
Glycine soja is the source of this 611-nucleotide messenger RNA. RefSeq lists its product as uncharacterized. The record is from RefSeq and is a predicted model, not a curated record. Gene Ontology annotation, molecular function: calcium ion binding. The transcript has a single exon. NCBI's taxonomy places the organism in Eukaryota, Viridiplantae, Streptophyta, Magnoliopsida, Fabales, Fabaceae. The coding region runs from base 81 to 473 and encodes 130 amino acids.